CUUGAUCCCCCUUCGUCUCGUAAUCAUUUCCAGCAUUGGGUUAGAGCAGUUUGCAGGGACCUCGGUGAACAGGUAAUUUCCUUGUCUGUAGGGAAUCACCCCACAGAAACAAACCCAUUUCCAGCAGUAGAGAAUGUUGAAGUGAAGCUGGCCUGUUCCCCCCUCUCUCGAUUUACUGUUACUCCUGUAUAUAAACAUUCCCAUAAGGAUCUUCUCUGUCCUCUGAUGCAGCAAGACAAACAAGUGAUUCCAGUUUCCAACUACCAAAACCAGUUGGUACAAUUAUCAGCUUAUGACCGUCAUGGAACAAAGUUUGAUAAUUUCAGCUCCUUGGCCAUUUACUGGGACUCUUCC
Staurois parvus is the source of this 354-nucleotide messenger RNA. The record is from the annotation of a GenBank genome assembly. Lineage: Eukaryota; Metazoa; Chordata; Amphibia; Anura; Ranidae.